Molecule: messenger RNA, 977 nt
Organism: Brassica napus (rape)
Lineage: Eukaryota; Viridiplantae; Streptophyta; Magnoliopsida; Brassicales; Brassicaceae
Product: LOB domain-containing protein 33-like
Exons: 2
Coding region: 121-672 (183 amino acids)
Biological process (GO): positive regulation of DNA-templated transcription; hormone-mediated signaling pathway
Cellular component (GO): nucleus
Source: RefSeq, a predicted model, not a curated record
GAUGUUUAUCUCAAAAACUAGUUUGUCAUACGUCAAAAACUUUUAGUGGUGGGGCUUAUAAAAACCAACGCGUUUUGUCCAAAGCUAACAAAAUAGCAAGAGUAAAACAGAGCAAAAAAAAUGGCAGCUCAUGGAUCAUCUUGUGGAGCAUGCAAGUUCCUAAGGAGGAAAUGCAACAUCGAUUGCGUCUUCUCGCCUUACUUCAGCUACGAGCAGGCCUCAUCUCAUUUUUCAGCGGUCCACAAAGUCUUUGGCGCAAGUAAUGUCUCAAAGCAUUUGCUUAGUUUGCCUCUACAUCAAAGAAGCGCAGCUGCGAUUACCAUCUCCUACGAGGCUCUCUCUCGCAUGUGUGAUCCUGUUUAUGGCUGCGUCGCCCACAUCUUCGCUCUUCAGCAACAGGUCAUGACUUUGCAAGAGGAGAUCGAGUUUCUUGGGACGCAUAUGGCGAACUUAUCCAACACUACUCAGAGCAGGUCACAACCUAAUGACAUGCCCGAGUUUCUGAAUCAGAUGACAAUGGACACUACGACCGGUUUCAUCGACCAGACAGUUUUGAACAACGACGUUGGAAUAAACUGCAUUGAAGGGUUCUUCACAAACCCGGAGGAAGUGCUCGUGAAUCAUCCAUGGUUUCAGAACAUGGAUCAUUACUACUACGCACCACAACAUUAGACGUGAACUAAAAAUGAUCGAUCAUAUAUAAAAGAAUGCGCCGUUUUUACAUAUGCCAUGGUUUUUUGCCAUGAGCCAUUAUAUUUAGGUCACGUUUUCUAAAUUGUAUGCAAUCUGUUAAGGGUUAAUUAGAUCUUGGAAUCCAAUUACAAUUGGAUUAUAAAAAAAAAUGCAUUUCGGUGAUGUCUCUCCCUAAGUCAAUAGUAUGACGUUAGUGUUUCAUUUGGGUCUAUGUAAAAUGUUUGUUUAGCAUGCAUUCCUGAGUCAAGUUCUAAUUAAUGUGAUAUAUCAAUUAUAAUUAUUGA